ACAGCAUGAGGAUUGAGGACAGCUCCUAUGAGGCAUGUAGGACCUUUUCUGUGAAUACGUAUGAUGAGGACCCUCUCCUAACAGGUCUUAUGUGUUGAAUGUAGUUGAUAUAAAUGGUCAUGUGUGUGGUUUGGGGAUUGUGUAUGACAUUGUCGGGGCUUUCUUUGGUGGAGAGUUCUUUCCCACACCUGUUUCCACUGAUUUUGAAGGAGGCCGAUUGUUAAAGAAACAAAUGAAAAUGACAGUCCCCAGCAGCCCGUGUCUGCGCUUGAUGUCAAUUGUCUGCUGAGUGGGGUGGGGCUCUCAUCUCCUGUCUGGGCUUCAUACAGUGCAAGUCCCAAAGGCAUGAGGACCAACUUUUACUCAGGGUCCACCUUACCCCGUGGUACAGCCAGGUAGAGUCUACCUGAGGGUUGGGAGUUAGACAGAAAUUAGCAGGUAUAAUAUGUUCCAACUGGUGGACACAACCUAUGGUCAGAAGAUUGCACACCUGUAUAUUAUCAAGCCAGGUUACAACAGAUCUUGUUAGCCGAGUUGUGGGGAUGAUACUGAUAACUGACAAUGAACUGUGAAGAUUUCAAGAUCUUUAAAAGACUGAUCAGCAAAGUUAGCGCAUCAGCUGGGCUGGAACAAGAUCUAUCAAUUAGUUCGCUCAAAGAAGCACAUCAUUACCCCAUUUUAUGAGUAGAUCCCAAUUCUCCACUUCAAAAUCUCAGACUUCAACAAUUCAUGCAAUUACCACCAUUCUGUUUUGUUUCAAAAAAGACUUCACUGCCUUGAACAUAUAAGAUUUUCUUGAUUAUACCUCAGAAACGGAUUUGUUUAUUUGUGAGACAUUGUGUUCAGUGGAAGGAUAAUGAGUUUUUGUUGGAGAAUGUAGACAAUGGCGGAAAAUGCGAAAAUGAAGGACACCUUUCGUAGUGUGUGUUUCCAUUCACUGGAACCUUCCAAACCCGCUACAAUCACAGACUCGGACAGACAAAAGAAACUCUUACAGAGGAUUGAAGAGAAUCGGAUCCGAACUCAAAACGCAAUCAAAAACUGCAGAGAAAAUGACUCUGUGAUGAAGAAUGAUCAAACUAAAUCUAGUCCUGGAGGAUCAAGAAAAUCAGUUUCUCUGUCAAGUAAAAAGAUUAGUGAGCCAGAGGCCAGUCCCAAAGAAAGAGGAAGAAGUAGAUCUAAGGAAAGGUCAUCUGAGGAUUCCAGUAGGUCAAGGUCACAGCAUAGUGAUGACCCUGAAGGUUGUCAUGUGAACCACUGUAUCAAUGGAAGGUCAGAUGUGCCUCUCUCUGGAUCAAGUGUUUUGCUAAGUCCAGACACUGCUGAGUCUUUAGAUAGUACAAAGACAAAAGGAGUGGCCACAGAGCAGAAAGAGCAAUCAAGGAGAAAGUCAUCUCGGUCCAGAGACAGGCUGAGUGUGAAUGACCUCUCAGUCAGACCCCAGGCAGCUCCCAGAAUGUCACGGAGUGUGUCGGAUCCAGGAGGGGGUCAAGACAGCUACACAGGGGUGAUCCGGAGUGUCUCCCAGGGGUCAGAGGGUCACGAGACAGAGGAGUGGAGGGCGGAGCUGAGUAGCCUACAGGAAAAGUUGAGGAAAUGUUCAGAUUUCACAGAGAGAAGAAACAUCAGAGAUAAAAUUCGGAAACUGCGAGAAAAGAAACAGGAGCUGAACGUUGCAGAGAUGGGUCGGUGCUCUCCCCCUCAGUGUGGGCGUGGCAGUGACAUGACAGAGAAGCUCCGAGAACUAGACUCGAUCCAGGACAUCCCAGAACUCAGAAAACUGCUGAGUGAGACCAACGAUUACGAUGAGAAGAAACAAAUUCGCCUCGCCCUUCGUCAGCUUCGACAACGAGACAAAGACAGAGAAAACCAUCGAGACGUAGGGCAGUUAGACCAGAGGCGGAGAAGUUUGGGGUCACAGGUCACCGCGGUAGUUCGGGAAAGCGGAGACACUCCCAAUCCAAAACACAAGAGACGCUCAUUCUGUGAGAGGAUAAGUGAGAAUAAGGUGUACGAUAGAAUCAGUGACAAGAAGAAGGAUUCGUUGGUAGAGAACGAAUCUCAAACACAAAGUGUGAUUUCACCUGUCAGGGGACACAACUUGCACACAAAUCAUACAUUGACAGACAAAAAUAAGAUACAGUGUAAAAAGAAGAGUUCUGAGGACGUUCUUGUGGACCAUAAGCCCCCCAUCAUCCCACACAGAAGAGACUCAGCUCAUAAUUCUCAGGACUCCAAAAGUGCUUCAUCUUCCAAAAACGAUGCAUGUAUUAAUCAAAAUGCAAAAGAAUCGAAAGUGAGUUUACAGCGCAGUAAUAGUCGCAGCAAUAGUGUGGUAGACGGAAUUCACGAAAACUCGCCGCUAGAGUGGCUCGAGAAAAAGAAGCGGUCAAGUUCCCUCCCGACGUCUGACCGAUCUCAACUGAGUACACUCGACAUGGAGGCAGCCUUCACCGAGCUUCUGAGUGCAGUGGACGAUGACCUUGACCCCUUGUCUGAUACUGAGGAGCGGGUCAAGUCUACUGAGGAGAGCAUCGAGGAGGAAGUCACGGACAGGACCAUGCUGAGGGUGAACUGUACCCCACAGGCAGAGGAAGCACCAGUCGUCCAGCCCACAGGGUCUACCAUCUCUGUACUGGAGGGAGACGACGGGUCAGUGACUGUCCAAAGUGUGACCCAGAGGGAUGACGGAGAUCGGACGGUGACCGAGAAAACUCGACUUCGGCGGACAGAGAGCCGAUCACAGGAGGAGGAGAAGGACACAGUGAUUGAGAGCAAGAUCACAUCUCCAGGAGGGUCCGACAAUUAUGUCAAGGACGUCAUAAAAACCCGCAGAAAGGUGACCUCCAGGGGCUCAGACUACUUCACAAGGUCAGCUUAUAACAUUCGCAAAAGGACUGAUUUUGAGGGGGAAGAAAUAGAGGAAAGAGACUUUACAGUCGAGAGUGAAAAUUUUUCUGCUACCAAAGGGGAAACCUGGGGGGAUAAAGCAGAGGCUAAAGUUCAACUGACAAGGUCAAAGCAAUUAAAAGAUGAGGAAUCAAAGAGACACAUUUUAAGUACUGUUAAAGAGUUGGGGCCUGAUGCUACAGAAAGAGCUCCCUCUCCUGCGGGGAAGCAGUUGGAAGUAGAUCUGAAGCACAGUGCUCCUAAUCGCAUGGACAUUUCCAAGGCCAGUAGUGGGUAUGGGACUGGGUCGGACGAGGAAGAGAAAGACGAGCUCGCUCACAUCUUCCACGGGAAGCCUGCAGGCUGUCCCGAGAUUAAGUCAGUGAUGCGAGAUGUCUCGGCAUCAGAAGGGAAGAACAUAACUUUGGAGUGCUGCGUCUCUUGCUCCCCACCCCCCUCAGUCUCCUGGUUCGUGGGGAACAAGAUUGUCUUGGUAGGGACCACUUUUGACCCGAUGACUGGGAAAGCUAGCCUGACCCUCCCCAAUGUGAGACGGGACCAGAUGGGGGAGUACCGGUGUAUCUUCAGUAACUCCCUGGGGGAGGCUCAGACCAAGGCCAAGCUCACAGUCUCAAGUGUCAGCAAUAGAGCCCCACGGUUCCUGACCGGUCUGGUGGACAUGCUUGUCACAGAAGGUCAUGCGGUAGCCCUCGAAUGUCAGGUGUCUGACGCCACACAUGUGUCGUGGUACAAAGACGGCAUCAUACAAAGGAACUCGGCCGACUUCCGACAAACUUUCGACGGAGACAGAGCAAAGCUAGAGAUAGGAGAAAUUUUCCUGGAUGACCAUGGGGAGUAUUCUUGUGUGGCCAAAAAUGACAAAGGGGAAACCAAGACCUCUUGUAGAAUCAAGGUCAAAGAGAACGAUGGGGAGGGGGAGGUGGCCCCCCAGUUCCUGAGUCGGCCCGAGAGCAACAUCUACGGCUUCGGAGACCUGAUCCUCCUGGAAUGCGAUGUGAUUGGUUCCCCCACCCCCACCAUCACCUGGUACCGAGAUGGCACCGCACUCUCACCUAAUACUCGCACCAAGUCGCUCUACGACGGACGGGUGGCACUCUUAAAGAUUUCAAAAUCUGCGACGGAGGACAGCGGAAAAUAUGAAGUAGUCGCACAGAACUGCUGCGGGAAAAUUUCGGUGGACUGCCUUGUGGUUGUUAAAGCCAAGGAAGGUCCUCCGGCCAUUCUGCAGGCCCUGAGUGACACAGUGGCUACCUGUGGUAGGGCCCUGACUCUCCAAUGUCAGAUCAAGGGCAGCCCUGCUCCCAUGAUCCUGUGGAGGAAGGAUGGUAAGAUGAUCGGGAACACCAAGGACUUCAAACAGACCUACCAGAACAACAUCGCUCUGCUGGCCAUACAGGAAAUCAUGGAACAAGAUGGCGGCUGCUACGAAUGUGUCGCCAGGAACUCUUUUGGGGCUGUGUCCUCUAGUUGUUCCAUUACAGUACAGAAAGGAGAGGAGAGCAAGAAGGAGACUGCUGGCUAUGUCAGUAAGAAAACUGAUUGGCUGGUAGGGCGGGGAGGGAACCAGCAAGAGGAACCAGUCCAGGAGAAGAAGUCCGUCAGCGUUCGUCGCAGUGAAAGUGUGCAUAUAACCUCUACCUCCAAGCUAUCCUUAAAGCCUGUUUAUGAACCUAGUGGUGCUAAGUCUCAGGAGAGACGUACAACUCGCAAUACUACUCAGAAGGUGCAAGAGGAGGGCAUUAAAACCACCACCAAGCAGCCACAGAAUACUCCUCCCCCCAGUCAAACAGGCACCGGGGAUAUCCAGAAAGAAAAGACACCUCUCACCAGCAAUAUCACAGCAAAAACUUUAACAGAGGGGACUUCAAGCAAUAAUGAGACUGAGAAGUCUCCUUCGCAAUCUAACACACCAAGCUCACAUACUCAAGUCGAUCCAAGGGAAUCGGGGAAAGCCUUGCAGAAAAAGCAGGCAUUGGUCAAAGACCAGGGAACCACAAAACCAAAUGAUCCACCAUGGAAAAAUAUUUCACUCAGACGAACAGAGAGUGCUCGUGUGACAAAUUAUGGCAGAGAAAAACCGCUAACUUGGAAAAGAGAUGCCAUGGAAAAAUCUGAAAAGACUGUUCCAAAGAUAGUUGUGGAAAACACAGACUCUGCAGACAAACCCACAGGAUGGAGACCUGUUGUCAUGGAAACAGGUACAGAGAAGAAAACAGUGAAUCUCCGAAGGUGUGAGAGUGCCAGGGUGGAAAACAAAAACAAUAUCGAUGUCAUAGCAAAGUUCCUGUCCAACUCUCAAAGCAAGGAAAAGCGCGACAUGAAUGACAAUAAAAUCACGUCCGUUGAAACUCCUGCAAGAGACAAUGCGGUGACAAAGUUGAAUUCUGAGAGCGCUGGGCUGAACAGAAGUCAGAGUAUGAGAAUGUUGUUUGAGAAUAUGGAGGCCAAGAAGAAUCAGAGUCCUGCCCCAGCAGCUGUAGUGGUGGUCCACAGGCGGGAUCAAGGACUGCGAAGGACGUCCAGCCUGAAGGUUCUUCCAGGAGAGAUGGAGUCCUUCAGGGCGGAACACAAAGCCAGGGAAGAAGCAUCCAAGUUCUCACGGUACCCAAAUACUUCUGUUACCAUGGCAUCCUACGACACGAUAGAAGAUGAGGAUGAACUUCACAAGUUGCUCAGCAAAUCUGAGAACUUUGAAGAGAGGAAGAAGAUCCGAGCUCGUAUGAAGGAAAUCAGAGAGAAAAAACAGAAGGAUUGGGAGGCUAAGCGACUGCAGAGAGAAAAAGAAUCUGGCGAUCUCGUGAAAAAGAAGUUUGAACUAGCAGAGAAAGAGAAAGAAAAAUUCCUGAAAACAUUUGAACAAACGGCAAAAGAGGCGUCAGCAGAGCGGGAGAGAAUUCUCCAGAAAGGUGAAGAUAUUCUCAAGGACAAAGUGAAGCACGCGGAUGAGGACAAGAGGCGGACAUUAGAGACGUUUGACAAGUUAGCCAAGCAUGACGACAAAAAAGUACAGAAGACGCCAGAUGGAGUCAUUCGGACCACAAUAAUCAAAGAUUCAAUAUUAACCCCUGGAGAUUCCUCCAAGUACAUCUCAGAAGAAGCAGCCACAUUUUUGACCAAUCAGCUGAUCAAUACCUUAUCCCCCGUAACCAGUGGCAACAUAACCAUCAAAACUGAGUCCUGGAACAGCCGAGAUGGCGUCACAAACACGACCCAGAAAUCGCAGUCAUGGGGAGCCAAACCAUCUGGGCCCCAAGGAGCGAAGGCCAUGUUCCAGAAGAUGGACAAUGCCGCACCCAAACCAAACGGUCUGUUAGCUGUGUCAUACGCCAAAAAAGCAGCCACCACACUGCGGCGAAAUGCUGCCGCAAUCAAGCAGGAAAUCCUCAAGUUCUGCCAAAGGAACACCAUGGACUACGAGAACGUGGAGAUCACGAACUUCUCCAGCAGCUGGAACAAUGGCAUGGCCUUCUGCGCCCUGAUCCACCACUUCUACCCCGAGUCCUUUGACUUCAGCUCCCUGGACCCAAAGAAGAGGAGAUACAACUUUACCCUAGCCUUCGACACCGCAGAGAAAUAUGCUGACAUAGCGCCAUUACUGGAUGUAGAGGACAUGGUGAAAAUGCAGAAACCUGACUGGAAGUGCGUCUUUACCUACGUGCAAAGUUUCUACCGAAAGCUGAACUCGCACGAACGCAACAAAACGAUAACAGGUGGCGAGUGACCGCAACACAAAGCAAUAGACCACAGCAACCCUGUAAAUAGUCUCCGGGAAUAAACUAUAUUUUUAUUUUUGAUUAAUUUCAUUUAUUUUUAUCGAUAGUAGAAAUCCACAUUUCACUCUUAUUUUCUUCUGAUGCCAAGUUCAGUUUGUGUUCAGUUUCUCGGCUCCGUGGUUACUUACCUCUCUAGCGAUGUUAACCACUGUACUAAUUGAAAUAGAGUCACACGUGCCAAUAAUAUUAGAUGUUUUCUCAAUGGAUAUGUAUGUCUGCCUCUGUUAUGUACAAUUAACGAUUCGAUAGGUUGUAUAGAAUUUUUUACCUCUAUAUCCUUACAAAGUGCACUAUUUUUCAUUGGAUUAAUAUGACUAUAUAGCAAUAAAUCUAUGAUAUUAUAUCAAUAUUAAUGUGUUUGGUAGUGAUAUUAUUGUUGGAAAUCCAGUGUUGGAUAACUAUCGUUGUUUAUGUGUGUGCUGCAAUAUGCAUUGUUUAUUUUUGUUGUUGUAGGUUAAACACAAAAAAACGUUUAUGUGCGUAGAACGUCACUGUUUUCUGCGCAGGUUCAUUCGUUACCUUAGAAACAUUAUGUAUAACUCUGCCAAAGCUUAUAUACAUCUGGAAAAAGACAAUUUAUACAUGUCAUAAGAUGAUACAUGUAAUUCUAAAAUUAAAAACAAAUAAAACUCG
Magallana angulata is the source of this 7316-nucleotide messenger RNA. RefSeq names its product titin-like. NCBI's taxonomy places the organism in Eukaryota, Metazoa, Mollusca, Bivalvia, Ostreida, Ostreidae. Gene Ontology annotation, molecular function: cell-cell adhesion mediator activity; axon guidance receptor activity. Gene Ontology annotation, cellular component: neuronal cell body; plasma membrane; axon. The coding region runs from base 884 to 6631 and encodes 1915 amino acids. Gene Ontology annotation, biological process: homophilic cell-cell adhesion; axon guidance; synapse organization. The record is from RefSeq and is a predicted model, not a curated record. The transcript has 24 exons.